Messenger RNA from Mauremys reevesii (Reeves's turtle), 794 nucleotides. It is a transcript of the gene LHFPL4, whose product is annotated as LHFPL tetraspan subfamily member 4. Gene Ontology annotation, biological process: gamma-aminobutyric acid receptor clustering; sensory perception of sound. Bases 1 to 669 code for a protein of 222 amino acids. Gene Ontology annotation, cellular component: plasma membrane; inhibitory synapse; postsynaptic membrane. Lineage: Eukaryota; Metazoa; Chordata; Testudines; Geoemydidae. The transcript is spliced from 4 exons. Gene Ontology annotation, molecular function: GABA receptor binding. The record is from RefSeq and is a predicted model, not a curated record.
AUGCUGCCCUCGCAGGAGGCCUCCAAGCUCUACCAUGACAACUACAUGCGGAACUCGCGGGCCAUCGGGGUGCUCUGGGCCAUCUUCACCAUCUGCUUCGCCAUCAUCAACGUGGUGGUUUUCAUCCAGCCCUACUGGAUCGGGGACAGCGUCAACACGCCCAAGCCGGGCUACUUCGGCCUCUUCCACUACUGCGUGGGCAACGGGCUGGCCAGCCGCGAGCUCGCCUGCCGCGGCUCCUUCGCCGACUUCAGCACCAUCCCCUCGGGCGCCUUCAAGGCGGCCUCCUUCUUCGUGCUGCUCUCCAUGGUGCUGAUCCUGGGCUGCAUCACCUGCUUCGCGCUCUUCUUCUUCUGCAACACCGCCACGGUCUACAAGAUCUGCGCCUGGAUGCAGCUGCUGGCGGCACUCUGCCUGGUGCUGGGCUGCAUGAUAUUUCCAGAUGGCUGGGAUGCAGAGACUGUCAGGGACAUGUGCGGGGAGAAGACAGGGAAGUACUCGCUGGGCGAUUGUUCUGUGCGCUGGGCCUACAUCCUUGCCAUCAUCGGCAUCCUCAACGCCCUCAUCCUCUCCUUCCUGGCCUUUGUCCUUGGCAACCGGCAGAAUGACCUGCUUCAUGAGGAGCUCAAGACAGAGAACAAAGAUUUUGUUGGCACUGCGAGGAUAUAAUGUAGAGAACAUGCAGAGGGCCCUUAUCUCGCUGGUACCUGGCUCAGACACUCUCUCUCUAUCCUGCCUUUUUUCUGCUGACGAUGGUUCCAUAACGUCAACCCGAAGCCUCAGAAUCUGCCAAC